UAAAGAUGGCGCAGCGGCGACGUCAACAGGCAUUAUUUGAUGCGCUACCGUAGUCAGCUCACACAGUAUAUGGAUGACAAAAAUUUUAUCUGUCAGCAUAGCUGUCGUUUGAAUGCAUCUGAGUGAGUGUGGGGAUUGAAUUGGACCUCAGAAUUAGUGUGAAAGGGGCGAUGAGCAGCGUCAGUCGUGAGUAGAUAGGCAGCCCCUUUCUGGUCGGCUGUGCGCUGGGAGGGAGGCAGAUUCCCGUACAGCAGUGUGGAGGCAGGGAUUACAGAGAUCAGCGCUCACUGCUGGGUACAUCGCGAAACAGCUGAAAGCAUCCGCGGGGAUCCAGCGAAAAUGUCUUAAAAAGGAACACGCAGUCCUGCUUCUCACUUUAUAUUUCGUAUUUCUACAUCUUCUGUUCUUCAGCUGUCAAGAGAUAUACAUCAAUAAAUAUAUAGGGUCUGAGAGGUUUAUGCAACUUUCACCGAUAUUCUUCCAUGAAAAGGAAUAAACCUGCUUUAGUUUCUUGGGAAUUUUACCAGGAUCAUGUGGAUACCGACAGAGGAAGAAAAAAUCGGAGUUGUGAUCUCCAGCUUUCGCGGGGUUGUGGCUCAGGGCCUGGUUCUGGAGAUUGGAGAGACGGUGCAGAUUCUGGAGAAGAGUGAAGGAUGGUACCGAGGGUUCUCCACCAAGAAGCCCACAAUCAAGGGGAUUUUCCCAGCCAGCUAUGUUUACUUGAAGAAGGCAGUUAUAACCAACAGAGGGCAGUACGAGACGGUGACCCCCCUGGAGGACCCCCUCGUUACAGAGGUCACCUCCACGCUGCAGGAGUGGGCCGUUCUCUGGAAGCAGCUCUAUGUGAAGCACAGAGUGGAUCUGUUCUACAAGCUGCGUCAUGUGAUGAACGAGCUGAUCGACCUGCGCCGGCAGCUGCUGUCCGCCCACCUGACCCAGGAUCAGCUCCGCGAACUCAAGAGGCACAUCACCGUGCGGCUGGACUGGGGCAAUGAGCACCUGGGGCUGGACCUCGUUCCUAGGAAGGACUUCAUGAUGGUGGAUGCAGACCAGUUCAGCAUCUCGGAUCUCUACAGAAUGCACCUGUCCAGCCGACACAGUGUACAGCAGAGCAUGUCACAGGGCGACAGCGUGCGCCAGCGUCAUGGUGACACAUGCCGUGUGCUAGUAGCACAUCACCUGUUCCUUAGCCUGAAGAGCUUCACCUACAACACCAUUGGCGAGGACACCGACAUCUUCUUCUGUCUCUAUGACAACCGGGAGGCCAGGCCCAUCAGUGAGAAGUUCAUGGUGCGGCUGAACAGAAGUGGGUCCCCGAAGAAUCCUGAGAAGGUGGACCGGCUCUGCACCCUCUUCACGGAUUUGAGUAAUAAAGAUCUGAAGAGGGACCUGUACAUCAUUGCUCAUGUCAUAAGAACGGGCCGGAUGCUGUUGAAUGACUCUAAGAAGGGUCCUGCCAAUGAGCUGUAUCGGCGGCCGUAUGGCUGUGCUGUCCUGGCCAUGAGCGACGUGCUGCAGACCAUCUCUGAGCUCCGAGAGGAGAAAGACUUCGUCCUCAAAGUGUACAUCUGUAAUAAUGAAAACGAGUGGCACCAGAUUCAUGAGAACAUCAUCCGCAAAACCAGCAGCAAGUACACGGCCCCCAGCACCUGCUACGGGCUCAUCAUCUCUCUCCAGCUGUUGCGAGGAGAGACUGACCAGCUGCGCAGAGAGAACCCCGCCCUCUUCCACCGGGGUGUCGCUGUCACACGCAAGCUGGGCUUCCCUGACGUCAUCAUGCCAGGCGACAUCCGGAAUGACCUGUACCUGACGCUGGAGAGGGGGGAGUUUGAGAGGGGAGGGAAGAGUGUGCAGAAGAACAUUGAGGUCACAGUGUAUCUGCUGUAUGCGGAUGGAGAGCCGCUCAAAGACUGCAUCAGUCUGGGUGCAGGAGAGCCGAGCAUCAGCCAGCAUCACUCCUUUGUGCUGUACCACAAUAACAGCCCGCGCUGGAGCGAGACCCUCAAACUGUCCGUUCCCAUAGAGCGCUUCCGGGGGUCACACCUGCGCUUUGAGCUACGCCACUGCUCCACUAAAGACAAAGGGGAGAAGAAGCUGUUUGGAUUUUCCUUCACUCCGCUGAUGAGGGAGGACGGGACCACACUGUCUGACCAGAGUCAUGAACUGUACGUCUACAAGUGUGAUGAGGGCACCACCUUCAGUAACCACGCGCUGUACCUGGCGCUGCCGUGCUGUAAGGAUGACAUCAGCAGCUGCUCCAGCGUCCCGUCCAGCCUGGCCUUCCAGCGCAGCCCCAAGGAGGCGCUGUGGGUGUCCACCCUGCUGUCCUCCACCAAGCUGACGCAGAACGUGGACCUGCUGGCUCUGCUGAAGUGGAAGGCUCACCCUGACAGAGUGACGGACAUCCUGGGCCGAAUUCGGAACAUCAGCGGGGAGGAGAUCGUCAAGUUCCUGCAGGAUAUCUUGGACACACUCUUCACCAUUUUGGAUGACAACACUGACAAGUAUGGACCACUGGUUUUUCAAUCUUUGGUGUUCAUCAUCAAUCUGCUUCGGGACAGCAGGUACUGCCACUUUCGCCCUGUCAUGGACACCUACAUCCAGAAGCACUUCGCUGGGGCUCUGGCUUACAGGGAGCUGAUCCGCUGUCUGAAGUGGUACAUGGACCGGUCGGCUGAGGUGAUCCGACAGGACCACAUCCAGGAGGCCCUGAAGGCUCUGGAGUACCUGUUUAAGUUCAUCGUGCAAUCGCGCCUGCUGUACUCCCGGGCCACCUGCGGGCUGGAGGAGGAGCAGUUCCGCGCCAGCAUCCAGGACCUGUUCCAGUCCAUCCGCUUCGUCCUCAGCCUGGACAGCCGCAGCUCCGAGGCACUCGCCUUCACCCAGGCCCCCCAGCCUCCUGCACAGCCCAGUGGCCCCAGCAGCUGCACGCAGGCCUGGAGCCCCAGCGCUCCUCGGCCCUCACCUCUGGCAGCUGCGCUGUUGAGCUCCUUUCCCGCCAUCUUUGACGAGCUGCUGCAGAUGUUCUCGGUGCAGGAGGUGGCGGAGUUUGUGCGUGGGACUCUGGGCAGCAUGCCGAGCACGGUCCACAUCGGUCAGUCCCUGGAUGUGGUCAAACUGCAGUCCAUCGGCCGCACGGUCGACAGCCGGCUCUUCUCCUUCCCUGAAUCACGCAGGAUACUGCUCCCUGUGGUUCUGCAUCACAUUCACCUGCACCUGCGGCAGCAGAAGGAGCUGUUGGUCUGCUCUGGGAUCCUCAACAGCAUCUUCUCCAUCAUAAAGAGCAGCUCUGUGGAGGCGUCGGUGCAGGAGGAGGUGGAGAUGGUGAUGGAGAGCCUCCUGGAUGUCCUGCUGCAGACGCUGCUGUCAAUCAUGAGCAGGACGCACACUCAGGAGGCGGAGCAAAGCCAACGCUGCCCGCAGUGCACCGCAGAGAUCACUGGCGAGUACGUGUCCUGUCUCCUGUCCCUGCUGAGGCAGAUGUCAGACCUGCACUUCCAGCGCCUGUUGGACAGCUUCCAGAGCACCGAGGAGCUCAAGGACUUCCUGCUGAAAAUUUUCUGCGUGUUUCGUAACCUGAUGAAGCCCAACACCUUCCCCAAAGACUGGAACGUGAUGAGACUCCUCACCAGCAACAUCAUCGUGACCACGACCCAACAGCUGUCCCCUGCCCUGCACAAACACUUCACAGAGGCGGACUUUGACUUCAAGGUGUGGAACUCCUUCUUCAGCCUGGCUGUCCUUUACAUCAAUCAGCCCAGCCUGCAGCUGGAGAGUCUCCCCCCAGCCAAGAGGAACCGGCUGCUGGACAGGUACGGUGACAUGAGAGUCCUGAUGGCCUACGAGCUCUUCACCAUGUGGCAGAACCUUGGGGAGAAUAAGGUGCACUUCAUCCCAGGCAUGAUCGGGCCCUUCCUGGGCGUGACGCUGGUGCCGCAGGCUGAGGUGCGAAACAUCAUGAUCCCCAUCUUCCACGACAUGAUGGACUGGGAGCAGUGCAAGAACGGCAGCUUCAAACAGGUAGAAGCUGAGCUCAUUGAUAAGCUGGACAGCUUGGUAUCAGAGGGGAAAGGGGAUGAGAGCUACCGAGAGCUCUUCGGCCUCAUAACCCAGCUCUUUGGACCCUAUCCCAGCCUGCUGGAGAAGAUUGAGCAGGAAACCUGGAGGGAGACGGGUGUGUCCUUCGUCACCUCCGUCACACGGCUCAUGGAGCGGCUGCUGGAUUACAGGGACUCCAUGAAGGGGGAUGAGAUGGAGAGUAAGAGAUUCGGCUGCACUGUAAACCUGCUGAACUUCUACAAGUCAGAGAUCAACAAAGAGGAGAUGUACAUCCGUCACAUUCACAAGCUGUGCGACAUUCACCUGCAGGCCGAGAACUACACAGAGGCGGCCUGUACACUGCUGCUGUAUUGGGAGCUGCUGCAGUGGGAGGACACGCCCCUGAGGGAGUUCCUGCAGUACCCCGCCCAGACCGAGUGGCAGCGCAAGGAGGGACUCAGCCGAAAAGUCAUCCACUACUUCAACAAGGGCAAGUGCUGGGAGUAUGCCAUUCCUCUGUGUCGGGAGCUGGCCUUCCAGUAUGAGAUACUGUAUGACUACCAGAGUCUGAGCUGGAUCCGGAAAAUGGAGGCAGCUUACUAUGACAGCAUCAUGGAGCAGCAGCGGCUAGAGCCGGAGUUCUUCCGGGUGGGCUUCUAUGGCAGGAAGUUCCCCUUCUUUCUCAGGAAUAAGGAGUUUGUCUGUCGGGGACAUGACUACGAGAGGCUCGAAGCUUUCCAGCAGAGGAUGCUGGGAGAAUUCCCACAAGCCAUUGCCAUGCAGCACCCCAAUCAACCUGAUGAUACAAUUUUACAGAGUGAUGCCCAGUACCUGCAGAUCUACGCGGUAACACCGGUGCCGGAGUUUGCCGAGGUGUUGCACAUGGACCGCGUACCCGACCGCAUCAAGAGCUUCUACCGGGUCAACAAUGUUCGGCGCUUCCGCUACGACCGGCCCUUUCACAAGGGCCCCAAGGACCGAGACAACGAGUUCAAGAGUCUGUGGAUCGAGCGCACCACCCUCAUCCUCUCACACCCUCUGCCUGGGAUCUCACGCUGGUUCGAGGUGGAAAGGAGAGAGCUGGUGGAGGUAAGUCCCCUGCAGAAUGCCGUCUCCGUGGUGGAGAAUAAGAACCUGGAGCUGCGGUCCCUGAUCAGCCAGUACCAGCACCGGCCGCCACACAGCAACAGCAGCCAGCUCAGCAUGUGCCUGAACGGUGUCAUCGACGCCGCCGUCAACGGGGGCGUGGCCAGAUACCAGGAGGCGUUCUUUGAUAAGCACUACAUCAGCAGCCACCCAGAGGACCUGGAGAAGAUCGCCCAGCUCAGAGACCUCAUGCAGGAGCAGGUGCACGUCCUCGGGGUGGGGCUGGCUGUGCAUGAGAAGCUGGUGCACCCGGAUAUGCGUCCCCUGCACAAGAAGCUGAUAGAUCAGUUUCAGAUGAUGAGGAGCAGUCUGUGCCACGAUAAGCCCAGUCCUGUUUGCUCUGGAUCCAGCACACCACGCGGGAUCCUCACCUCGCACGCUCCCAUGAGUCCCGAGAAUAUCAGACCUCUGUACCGGCACAGUCCCCUGAUCCUGCACGGUUCUGUUCGUCUUUCCUCAUCCUCGCUGUCCUCUUCCAGUGAGCCGGGUAACCUGCACGUCCUGACGGACAGCCUGGGGGCGGAGCACUAUGAGGACUCGUACCGCAUGCAGCCUAGCCCCUCCUCCUCCAGCCUGAGCUCCGCCCACUCCACACCUUCUCAGAUGAUGAGCUCCGCCCCCUCCAGCGGCAGAGGCUCACCAUCACUGCCAGAUAAAUAUCGCCACGCCCGCGAGAUGCUGAUGGCUCCACCCCCUCAGAGGACAGUGAGUGGCAUGUGCCCCGCCCUGACUGAGAAUGGACAGCCAACCAGCUUCCCGCGGACGCUACCUCACCAGGUGAUUGGUCCUUGCAAACCGUGGAACGACCCCAGCCUGUCAUUGGUGGAGAGAGGUUCCAGUGGCUGGGGGGGAUCUCUGGAGGCCCCGCCCCACCUGCAGACACACAUGGGGGGGCUGAUGGUGCCACCAGUGCCCCCCCGCAGCGUGCCCCCAGGGCACUUCCUGAUGCACUACGAUGGCUUCCACUACCAAGUCAGCGACUUCCCUCCUGCUCUACCUGCGCGCUCUUUACGAAAGGCUCCCCUGCACCCCAUCCUUGCAUCGCCCACCAGCUCGCAGUCUGGUCUGGAUGGCAGUAACUCCACGCUGUCGGGCAGCGCGAGCAGUGGUGUGUCCUCGCUGAGCGAGAGCCACUUCGCCCCGCCCACCGAUGCCGCCCCCGUCCCGUCCUGGAUCGCCGACAAGGAGGCGGAGUCGCCCUACCUGCACGUGCGCUACAGCUCGUCCGAGCCCGAGGUCCUCGACUCCGCCCGGGCCCCGCCCUGCCGCAGCCACUCUGCCCCCGGCGGAGUCUGCCCCGCCCCCCAGGACGGCCAUCUGCACCAACACGGCCCCUACUUCCACCACGCCCCGGCCCCCUGCCUGCCCCCAAAGCCACACCCCCGCGAGGGAGGCGUUCCCGAGGAGCACCUGCCCCGCCCUGUGCUCGUGCCACGCAAGAUCUCCCAGCAGUCCCUGCUCAGCAGCAAGGUGGAGCUGGCGCGGCUGGCGUGGGGUCACACCAUCAGUGAGGAGUAGAGGGCAGCUUGCCACAGCACCCCCCAGGGGUAGGGAGGACAUACUGCAGUCUCUUUUCCUCCAAUCCGCUUCCUGAGUUUGCCCUGACUCCGCCCUGCAGUCUGAGCUUCCUGAUGCAGGAGAAAUGCUCAAAUACAGUUAUAAUUAUGACAUUAUUAACAUUUUUACGUGUGAAAUCCUUCUGAAAAGAAAGAGAGCAUUAACUGAGGCUGAGAACAGCCUGUUUGUGUCCAAUAUCGGGGCCUGUAGGUCUGUGGGCCUGGGCAGUGUUUCGCUGUGCUGUCUGAGGGAAUCUGUAUACAGCUGUAUUUAUCCUUAAAGGCUUCAUCAGUCAAAAUGGCAGCUUUCUGCUCAGAACCAACUCAAGGAAUCAAGGUUUUAAAUCUCACUCUGCAGGGACAUAUCUGAUGUACGCAGAAUGCCUUGCACAGCCCAGUUUUACUGAGAUGGAAGUCUUCUGCCUGCAUGUUUUUUCCGUUCAGGAACCCAGCCUGUGUUACUGGUGUUUGAUAUUGACUGAACACAGUGAUUACCUUUGAACAGGUAACACAGGUAGAACCAGGAGAAGGGGCUGAUGGAAGAUCGGAGGGGGUGGGCAGAUGCUGAUGGAAUGAAACUUUUAUUGUUGUUUUUGGUUCCAGAAAGGGCACAUUUCAGCACUUAAUUGUGGAAAUGGUUUUAUUAUUAUUAUUAUUGCUGUUUCAUACCUCAGUGAGGGAUAUUGUGAUGUGUUAAGCAUUUAGAAACUGAGUGUGGAUGAAGCCCUGGUGUGGGGGUGUCUGCUGGCAGCAGGAUUUUCUGUGGGUGAAAACAUACCCCUGGCAAGCUGUCAUUUGCUUAUUGUUCUUAUAAAUAAAUUUUAAUAUACUUACCAUAAUCUUGAUUCAUUGCUUUAAAAUGAGUGAAUAUUGAUAAAUCUUAUUGUUGUAACUUCAGUAAUGAUCCUCAUGGUACAUGUGAAGACAGUCUCACCUGCUCUCUGUUGGGAUAGCAGACACCCCCUCCUGGGCAGGUUACCUGCAGCAUGCAGGUAUGGUUCAGUAGGACCCAGCCUGGGAAUGGAGCCCGCAGCUGUCCGGCAGCAGACAGAGCUGUCUGUGAGUAUCAGAGAUACGCAGCCAGGCUGUGAGUUUGAGGCUCAGAGAGGCCCUGUGUGUGAGGCUCAGAGUGUGAGAGCGCUCAGUGUGAGAGCGCUCAGUGU
Megalops cyprinoides (Indo-Pacific tarpon) is the source of this 7903-nucleotide messenger RNA. Its product is annotated as dedicator of cytokinesis protein 3-like. Gene Ontology annotation, biological process: small GTPase-mediated signal transduction. Gene Ontology annotation, cellular component: cytoplasm; plasma membrane. The transcript is spliced from 55 exons. NCBI's taxonomy places the organism in Eukaryota, Metazoa, Chordata, Actinopteri, Elopiformes, Megalopidae. The coding region runs from base 532 to 6702 and encodes 2056 amino acids. The record is from RefSeq and is a predicted model, not a curated record. Gene Ontology annotation, molecular function: guanyl-nucleotide exchange factor activity; small GTPase binding.